GCAAAGAACUCAACUAAAAAAUUGAGAAAGUAUACUUAUGAUUGAAAUUGAUUCUAGACAUUCAUAAAAUAGCUUGAAUGUAUACAUACCAACUUCCUAACGAAGUAAAUUAAUCAACAAAGCCCCUUCACUUUCAUGAAUGAAGCACAUGCGUGCAACGAGGAAUAGUUCCACGCAGCGCCCCUUAUCACCGAAAGCUCGUGGAAUGGACUGUCGAGCAAAAACGCACGUUUGCCGGGUUGGCGAUGGUCAGUUCCUGGUUUGCAAUUUGAAUAAAAACUAUACCCAAGGUUAGUCAAGUCAUCAGUUCAGUUCUGCACAGUUUCAACCCUAUCCAAUCCAAUCCCGUCGAACCAAGAUGAAAAUCGCCGCCAUUGCCAUCAUCCUCGCCUCGGUUUGCGCCUCGGUACUGAGCGCCCCGCAAUGCCUUAACUGCCAAUGCACCAAGCCGAACGAGGAGUAUCAGCUUUGUGGAACUAGCUGUCCCAAGACCUGUGACAAUCCCUCAGGAGGAACCUGCGCAACAGUCUGCGUAGCAGGAUGCUUCUGUAAGGAUGGUUACGUUCGUAGCGCCGAUGGGUCUUGCGUUCUUCCUGAAAACUGCCCGUGUGCCCCAACCACUACUCCUGCACCGUGCACCACUACUACUACCACUCCUGAACCAUGCACUACUACAACCACUACUCCGGAACCGUGCACCACAACGACCACCACUCCAGAACCAUGCACUACCACCACAACAACUCCUGAACCGUGUACUACUACCACUACCACCCCUGAGCCAUGCACCACGACCACUACAACCCCCGAGCCAUGCACUACUACCACGACCACCCCUGAACCAUGCACUACCACUACCACCACCCCAGAGCCAUGCACCACCACCACUACAACCCCCGAGCCAUGCACCACUACCACCACCACCCCGGAACCGUGCACCACCACUACGCCAGAACCAACGACGACUACUGCGCCGUGCACUACGACCCCAGAGCCUACUACUACCACGGCACCAUGCCCGACCACUACGACUCCUUGCUAGGCGUCUCGUGCGGAAGCGACUUCAAACCGCUCUGCUAACGAUGAACUUCCGGUAAUCGACUACUGGCGCACGACUCAACUGACCGGUUACAGUGCAUUACGACGUAACUGUGAUUGUAGCAAUAUUUUCGCGAAAAUAUCUGGUACCCAAUGAAUAUAAGGACAAUUUGAAAAACAAAAACAAUGCAUUCGUUUCACUGAAUUUGUAUUUAACAAAACUUGGGAACUAUCACAGAUGAGCUUGUGCUUGA
Messenger RNA from Aedes albopictus (Asian tiger mosquito), 1292 nucleotides. Its product is annotated as mucin-2. The coding region runs from base 359 to 1042 and encodes 227 amino acids. NCBI's taxonomy places the organism in Eukaryota, Metazoa, Arthropoda, Insecta, Diptera, Culicidae. The record is from RefSeq and is a predicted model, not a curated record. The transcript has 2 exons.